Molecule: messenger RNA, 804 nt
Organism: Eufriesea mexicana
Lineage: Eukaryota; Metazoa; Arthropoda; Insecta; Hymenoptera; Apidae
Product: ribosomal RNA-processing protein 7 homolog A
Exons: 5
Coding region: 1-804 (267 amino acids)
Biological process (GO): rRNA processing; ribosomal small subunit assembly
Cellular component (GO): UTP-C complex; CURI complex
Molecular function (GO): RNA binding
Source: RefSeq, a predicted model, not a curated record
AUGAGUUUUAUAUGUUUUAAGGUUAUAAAUAACAAAAUAAUCAUGAAAGAUAGAAACGAAAGUCUUAAGGCUUUUAAAACAUUAUGGAUCCAAUUUGAUAAAGAAGCUAUUGAUAAGCACCAACUAUUUUUCAAAGAACAUUUGAUUAGAAAUCAAGAACCUAAACAUCCCAAAGGAAGGACAUUGUUUAUAUUAAAUAUCCCUCCUUAUGUUACAUCUACAGUGUUACAAAAUAUAUUUGGUAAUCUAUGUGGAACUGUUUCCAAUGUUUACUUUACAACUCCCAAAGGAUUCAAAACAGCCUAUAUAGUUUUUAAAAAAGAAUCUGAUUUAGAAAAAGCAUUAGAAAUUUCUGAUAAACAUGUAAUAAUAUUAAGUAGCGAAAAUAAUGAUUAUGAAACAGGAUUGUCAAAAUGGCGUAAGGAAUAUAAUCAUUCAGUAAUUAGUGAGAAAAGUAUGAAGAUAGAAAUAGAAGCUUAUAUGCAAGAUUAUGACAAAAGAAUUGCUGAGAAAAUAGCAAAAGAAAAAGCUAUGGAGGAAGAAGCAAAAGGGAAUGAUGGCUGGGUAACUGUAACAGGACGAAAGAAAAGAGGACAAUUUGCGCUAUCUAGGAAAGAAUCUACUAUUAAUAAAGUACAACACAAAGAAGAGCAGAAAAAUAAGAAAAAACAAUUGCUUAACUUUUAUACUUUCCAAAUUCGUGAGAGUAAAAAACAAAAUUUGGCAGAGUUAAGAAGAAAAUUUGAAUUAGAUAAAAAGAGAUUACAAGAUCUAAAAUCUAAAAGGACAUUUAAACCAUUUUAA